ACUUUCAUUUUAACACUUCCGGUUUAAGUCCUUUUCCGGUGCUCGUACAACCAUUCAACAUGAGUGAAGGGGCGGCCACCAUCCGAACUAGAAAGUUCAUGACAAAUCGUUUGUUGUGCAGAAAGCAAAUGAUUGUUGAUGUACUGCAUCCAGGCAAGGCCACAAUUCCUAAAACAGAAGUUAGAGAAAAACUUGCCAAGAUGUACAAAACUACCCCAGAUACCAUCUUCUGCUUUGGAUUCAGGACGAAGUUUGGUGGAGGCAAAACUUCAGGCUUUGGAUUAAUAUACGACAGCUUAGAUUAUGCGAAGAAGUUUGAACCAAAGUACAGAUUACAAAGACACGGCUUAGUUGAAAUAAAGAAAUCAGGCAGAAAACAAAGGAAAGAAAGGAAAAACAGGCAAAAGAAAGUCCGUGGUACAAAGAAGGCUAAAGUGGGAACAGGAAAGAAGAAGUAAACCAUGGUUCCACAGUACAUGUAAAGUAGUGAGCUGGUGGAUGCAAGAAGCUGGACAUUUGUUGUUAUUUGUAAAUAAACUUUGUCCAGGA
Saccostrea echinata is the source of this 549-nucleotide messenger RNA. Its product is annotated as small ribosomal subunit protein eS24-like. Gene Ontology annotation, molecular function: structural constituent of ribosome. The coding region runs from base 60 to 458 and encodes 132 amino acids. Gene Ontology annotation, biological process: translation. Gene Ontology annotation, cellular component: ribosome. The record is from RefSeq and is a predicted model, not a curated record. Lineage: Eukaryota; Metazoa; Mollusca; Bivalvia; Ostreida; Ostreidae. The transcript has 6 exons.